This is a messenger RNA of Staurois parvus, 347 nucleotides long. The record is from the annotation of a GenBank genome assembly. NCBI's taxonomy places the organism in Eukaryota, Metazoa, Chordata, Amphibia, Anura, Ranidae.
GGGGGGGGGGCCCUUCACUUCCUGUCUCAUAGCCACAACAGUAAGUGAGAGAAAAUCCCUCUGUAAGAGAAUCCCUCACCGUCACCAGAAAUAGUGUCCCUUUUGGAAUAUUUACCCUCUAGGCCUGUUCUGGUGAUAAUUCAGAUUUUUGAAUUUCUAUUUCAUCUCUCUAGGCAGGGGCAGACUUACAACUCAUGGGGCCCACGGGCAAUAUGAGGAUCAUGGGCCCCUGUGUCCUUGCCCAAACGCAAAAUAUGAAAAAAGGUACCAGGGGCAUCUCAUGGGGCCCCCUACUGACCCCGGGCCCUCGGGCAGUGCCCGAGUUUCCAAACGGUCAGUCCGCCCCU